Messenger RNA from Lytechinus pictus (painted urchin), 591 nucleotides. RefSeq lists its product as uncharacterized. The record is from RefSeq and is a predicted model, not a curated record. Gene Ontology annotation, molecular function: hydrolase activity, acting on ester bonds. Lineage: Eukaryota; Metazoa; Echinodermata; Echinoidea; Temnopleuroida; Toxopneustidae.
AUGCAAAUCGAUGGAAAGGAAAGCAAAGUUGGUGAACUGUACGGACUUCCUAUUGUAGGUGUAAGUGAAUUAGGUUUUGAAUUUUCUGUCAGCUCCCAGUGGUGGCCUGACCAGGAGGCGUUCUUUUUGAGACUCCUUGGUCAGGGCACCCAAGGGAGAGUACUCAUCCUGCACUUACAUGUAAGGGGCGAUUCUAAGAAUAAUAUGGCAUACACGGCGCAUACUUUGGCCCGCCGGCUUCUUGAAAAGCACUGCUACCCCCUCCAGAGGAUACACCUCCACAAUUUCUCUAGCGACUCGCUGCAAGCUAGAAAAUGGACGGCUGCCUUUCCAUAUUGUUAUUUUGGUAUUGCUGGGAUGGGCUAUUUCACAACGGAUCAAAUCCAAGGCCUUAGGGUCGUUCCCACGAAUCGGCUGAUUCUGGAGACCGAUGCUCCGCAUCUCCCUCCUCGCCCGGACAUGACAGUGACUUCACCUGAAAGCCUGGGUGAUGUGGGGGCGGUGGUAGCCAACCUGCGGGGACAGCCCUUGGCCACUAUAAUGGCCCAAACCACCUACAACGCUAAGCAACUGUAUGGCCUGUUAGGGUAA